Messenger RNA from Mercenaria mercenaria, 2040 nucleotides. RefSeq names its product receptor tyrosine-protein kinase let-23-like. NCBI's taxonomy places the organism in Eukaryota, Metazoa, Mollusca, Bivalvia, Venerida, Veneridae. The record is from RefSeq and is a predicted model, not a curated record. The coding region runs from base 363 to 911 and encodes 182 amino acids. The transcript has 4 exons.
CUUAACUUCUUAUGAAAUAGAAUUAUUUCUAUCUUUGCAAAUACUUUCUUGGAUAAAUUUAACUUUUAAUAUGAUUAACAAAUAUGAUAUAGUGAAAUUGUCAUUGUGUAAAUAAAUUCAAUUCUUUUCCUCUUGUUCUUAAAGAAAAUAGUGAUAAAACGAUAUUAAACUUUGGUAUAUUUUUAAUCUAAACAGAACUAAAUCCGUAUAAAAAGAUGCAAUAGGAGCGAGUACGUUAGAAGAAAGAGAGAGUCCAAGACUUAGAGACUGCGAACAUUUACUGACGACAAAUACACUAGUAUUUGAAGAACAUUUUUUAGUUUUAUUUCUUGACGAAAACUUUACAUAGACAAAAUACAAAGAUGGAUAAAAUAGUUUUACCUAUGAUUUUUAUUCUGACUGCAACUUUAAUGGAUAUGCUGUAUUGCAUGCCGACAUAUUGGUGCCCCGUCGGAAGAUACCCCGACGAAAACGGCCAGUGUAACUUGUGCUAUGAAAACUGCGGUGCCGACGGGUGUACGGGCCCCGGGAGUCAUCUUGGGUUCGGGGGAUGCAACUCUUGCUGGCUGGGUCUCGAACACCACCACCAUCGGGUCACGUGCAUGUCUCCAUUCACAACGGUCUGUCCCGAGGGUCAUUACAGGAAACGGUCACAUCACAAUGGACAGAGUUUAACGAUGUGCAAACGCUGUCACCCUUUGUGUCGCUCUUGCGAUGGCCCAGGAAUUUCCUCGUGCGAAACGUGCAGACUGUAUAGAUGGGACGGUAUAUGUAUUAGCGUAUGUCCGGUUGGUUCCGUCAUGCGCGGCGGAAGACACCGAACAUGUGUUGUACCUGGUGGACACUAUGGCAGAGGAUCAAGUGCAUUUUACCUCCUCCCGUACAGAGAUAGAAACCGACACAGUCCAUAAACACUGGACAGCUGAGAAAUUCUAGACAGAAAUCCUGAAAGAAAUUUAGAUCACAGAAAUAAACUAAUGAGAGUGCACUAUUGUUUAGUGCAAAUUUAAAGAUUAUGGUGACUAGAGGAAGUGCUUUCUGUAUGCGUUUUGUCUUGACUUGACUGUUAUUUUCAUUUUUAUAAUCAAAGAACUUCGAAAGAAGUAUAAAUUUAUUUUUUAUAGCUCUUUGUGAUAAUGAAAUGGAUGCACGCUCCAGUACAUACAAAAGGUCGCCUGGUUAUAUAGAAAUUUCUACUCUGACAUUUUUUUUUCGUUUUCGUACAUUUCGCAAAUUGUCAGAUUUUUCAACUAUGCGGCGUUGAUAAUUCAACGAUUCAACGUUUUCAAACAAGGCGAUCAUUUUUAGAGUAACCGCAAACAACCCCUCUUCUGAAAAAUUGGUUGUAUCAAAAGUUUUCUGUAGUCUUGCAGAAUUUCUGAAAUACGCAGUCCGUUUUUUAAGUCGUUUUGUUAAUAGAGAUUAUGAUAUGUCAGAAAUUAAGUAAACACUCAAAACUUUAUUUUGGUAGAGAUACAUAUUAAAAAUACCGUUAAUUCACAACUGUAUCAAAAUCCGGCUACACUCAGAAGUGGAUGGGAUUGCGAGAGGCCUGCUUUUGGUCGAGAAUUAGCUGCAUAUUUUUACUACCAACUUUAUAAUAAUGAUAUCAAAUUAUUCAAACGUGCUGUUUAAUUUCGAUACGGCUAAACUAGAUAUAUACUUGUUAAGCAUUUUACUGUAUGUACAUAUAUGCAGUGUUACGAUUUAAAAUUGUUUUCUAUGUUUCAUUAGUAUUUAUACACAUGUCAUAAUAUUUAUUUAUUUAUUAUCAUCUAUGAAAUGAAGUGUUCUUCACCUUUUUUAAAGGUACCAUGUAGAAAAGGGUGAAUUUCAGACGAACUCUUUGUUGUACGCAGAGAGUAAAACUUAGCUUUGAUAAAUUAAUUACCGACCUGCAUGUUUGUGUCGACAUGCUUUAGUUAUGCCAUUAUCAUGUGCCUUAUUGUUUAUGCAACAUUAUACAUUUAUAUUGAUCGUUACUCAUUUUACAUACGUUAUUGUUACAUUUUGUCCAAAAUAAAACUUUAUAAAUACGCA